This is a messenger RNA of Ceratitis capitata (Mediterranean fruit fly), 1576 nucleotides long. RefSeq lists its product as uncharacterized. NCBI's taxonomy places the organism in Eukaryota, Metazoa, Arthropoda, Insecta, Diptera, Tephritidae. The record is from RefSeq and is a predicted model, not a curated record. The transcript has 3 exons. The coding region runs from base 862 to 1497 and encodes 211 amino acids.
AGAUAGCAAUUGCAACCACACGCUAUAUAAGUAAAUACAUACAUUCAUGUGUAGUACAUAAUAAAUAAACGUGAGUGCACAACAAAACAUAUUGAAUCUGUUGAAUGGAUACCAGCAGAGGAAUUAUUUCAUUGAGCUCCAAACUGUUGAGCUUUGUGCGCGUUUUCCGUUUAUAUUGGACAUUUGUGGCGCUCAUAGCUUUGUUAUUUUUAUAUUCAAACAAAUAUUUUAUUAUAAUCUAAAACUUCAACAGAUCAAAUAUGUACCAACGAUAAAAUCACGAUUCAUAUAAAAUUUUUGCGAUCCUGACAAAUUAAAAGUGAAAAUAAAAUGAUAUUUACAAAUCAAAGUAAAUAGAUGAGUGUAGAGAAUGCUUAACUAACUUUUUAUGACAGAGAUGCUCAACCAACGAAUUGAUGCCUUUCCGUUUUGUUAAUAUUAAAUAUAAACUUCGAAAUUGUUGACUUUGAAACCAUACGAACUUAUCGUCAACAUAGAUUUUAAUAUGACUGUUGUUGCCUUAAGAUCCCCUCCGAAAAGCAUGAGAGUAAGAAUAAAUGGGUCAUCGCUAGCAACACCAACGCAAACCAGUAGUUCAGCCACAGCAGAAAAACAACCACAUACAAAAACGAGCAGCACAGCAGCAGUAGCAACAGCUGGCGAUAAAUAGAGAAAAAGGUGAGACAGCCAAAAUGGAAACUGGGUCGGCAGUACAGACUGGUAUUGACGGACGCAUAAAUAUAAAAACGUUGAAAGGAAAUGAAGUCGAGAAAAAAAAAUGAGCAAUGCAAAAAGGAUUAACACUAAAAGUAACGCAUUAUAAGGGUGCGCCCGCAGUCUCCAACAACUUCCAUAUUGGAUAUGAAACUUACUCACGUAUCUAUUAUAUUUGAGCAUCGAUUAGGCUGCGCUGGCAGCUCAAACUACGAGAUCGACGCCCAACAUCAGCUACUUCACACCUUCGAGAAGUGUAGAACCAUUAGGAAAUUCAGCGAUUCCAAGGCGCUCUCAGCUUUGGAGGAACGCAUAAUCAAACUUACAACAGAGAAAACAAAUAACGAUGUCAGCACGUCAGAAUUUAGUACCGAGCUACAGGCGGAUCCCUUGCCGCAAAAUAUGGAUGCUACAAGUGUAAUGGAGCAGUCAAUUGAAAUAGUUUCUACCGACGAUGAAUGUGCUGAAAGUGGAAUUAAAGUAGAGGAAACUUCUUACAUUGAAGAUAGUUCAUAUGCUUUUGAAUCAGUGAGCUGCAAUCAGGGAAAGCGAAAAAGAAGAAAACAAUUGGAAAAUAUUCAAUUGGAUAAAUUAUAUGAAUUAGAGUUGAGAAAGUUAAGAGAAAUGGAAACUAGUAAUGAUAUAAAGCGACAACAACUUGAACUUAUUAAGAAGCAAACAACGGCAACAGAAGAACAGACGAAGGCUAUCAAAGCUAAUACCUUGGCGAAGGAAGCACUUAUAGCGAAACUGCAAGAUAUAAUUUUUGUUAAGAAAGCAUAGAGUUAUUUUUCAUACUGUAAACAUUAUACUGUACUUUUGUAAAUUUUGUUUUGAGAGAUAAUAAAGUUAUACAUAUGUA